Xiphophorus maculatus (southern platyfish) is the source of this 2718-nucleotide messenger RNA. RefSeq names its product death associated protein kinase 2 (gene dapk2b). Gene Ontology annotation, biological process: protein phosphorylation; positive regulation of apoptotic process; intracellular signal transduction. Gene Ontology annotation, molecular function: protein serine/threonine kinase activity; ATP binding. The transcript is spliced from 12 exons. The record is from RefSeq and is a predicted model, not a curated record. The coding region runs from base 249 to 1340 and encodes 363 amino acids. Lineage: Eukaryota; Metazoa; Chordata; Actinopteri; Cyprinodontiformes; Poeciliidae. Gene Ontology annotation, cellular component: cytoplasm; nucleus.
CAAAGCCUGACUGGUUUGCUGUGCGAGUUGGCAGCAGAGGAGCCAGAGGACCAGGUUUCUGCCUCAGCUGCUGCACCUAUGAGAGGACCGGACCGGCUGUAGGAGACGUGGGACUUGAUGCAGUUUUUAUCCUCUACUCUCCAUCUUACUGACGAGUCGAACCUGUGGAGUUGAUAAAUAGGAAGACUGCUCCAGGGGAGACUGAUCCACAGGCUUCUGCAGCACACGUCAAGGAGACCGCCACAUCAAUGAGGACACCUGGCAUGGCGGUAUUCAAGCAGGAGAACGUGGAGGACUUCUAUGAUCUUGGAGAAGAACUGGGAAGUGGGCAGUUUGCAGUUGUCAGGCGUUGUAAAGAGAAGAGCACAGGCACUGCGUUUGCUGCCAAGUUCGUCAAAAAACGCCAGAGUCGAGUCAGCAGACGGGGCGUGAAAAGAGAGGAGAUUGAGAGAGAGGUGGACAUCCUGCAGGAGAUCCAACACCCAAACAUUGUAGAGCUGCAUGACGUGUAUGAGAACCGCACAGACGUGGUGCUCAUCCUCGAACUGGUCUCCGGAGGGGAGCUCUUUGAUUUCCUGGCUCAGAAAGAGUCUCUCUGUGAGGAGGAGGCCACUCAGUUUAUUAAACAGAUACUAGACGGGGUGCAGUACCUACAUUCAAAGGGGAUUGCGCAUUUUGAUUUAAAGCCUGAAAACAUAAUGCUGCUGGACAGGAGUAUCCCUCUACCGCGCAUUAAAGUCAUAGACUUUGGACUGGCACACAAAAUAAAACCUGGGGCAGAUUUCAAAAACAUUUUUGGAACACCUGAAUUUGUGGCUCCGGAGAUAGUCAACUAUGAGCAGCUAGGACUGGAGGCAGACAUGUGGAGCAUCGGAGUCAUCACCUAUAUACUUUUGAGCGGCAUCUCGCCUUUCCUUGGUGAAACAAAGCAGGAAACGUUGGGAAACAUCUCAGCGGUGGACUAUGACUUUGAUGAAGAGUUUUUCAGUAAUACCAGCGAGCUGGCCAAGAGCUUCAUCAGGCAGCUACUGGAAAAGGACACGAGAAAACGAAUGACUAUCCAAGAUGCCUUGAAUCACCCGUGGAUUAAGCCUCUUAAUUCCAGACAAGCGAUGGUGAAGAGGCUUUCAGUGGUCAACUUGGAGAACUUUAAAAAGCAGUAUGCAAGACGACGCUGGAAGCUGUCCUUUCGAAUCGUGGCUUUGUGCAACCACUUAACGAGGAUCAUGAAGAAGGGUCAGAAGCUGCCUGCAGAGGAUCAGAGGGAUUGUGAAAGUGACCAAGAGGAGGAAAUUCUCAAGAGGAGGCCCAAGACCAGAAAGAGAAGCAGUACUUCCUGAAGGAGUACUGGUUAAACCCUAUUUCGGGUGUAAAACAAUGACUCUGCACCAUUUUUUAUUUUUUGAAGCACACAGCAGUUGUGCAGCAACCGCAUGUGUUCGAGUUACGGCUGUUUAAGGCAACGUCUGGGUUAGUUUUUGACAAAAUGAGCGCACAUUCUGCUGCGUGUGACACAGUCUCCUGCCGCUUUUUAACUGAAGCUGCUUUCUGGCCGAAGAAUAUUUACAGCAGCUAUACUGUUGACAGGAACUCUUAGUGAAUAUUCACACUUGCACAAGAAUGCGGAAGGGUUCCUCUUAUGACUGCAGCUUCAAAAAGUGCUUCAGCUGCUGUCAAUUGAUAGUCACACAUUUUUUUUUUUCUGUUUUUUUUUUUUUCUUGCCGUUUUCUUUCACUGGUUACAUGUUGGUGCUGCUCUCCCAAGUAUUGGGAAUUUAAAAGUUUUAGCUCCCAGAGCAUCACAAAUUGGUAGCAGAUCUUUGUAACCAAAUGUUUACAUGUUUUUCUGCUUAGAUGCAGCCCUGUCUGCGCAAAUAGUGUUUACUGUUGUCGUAUACAUUUUGCAAGCUCAGCAAUAAUUCUCGUGAGCCUGUAUACAGAACCACCUGUUUACUGUAUACUUGUAAAUUAUCAUAUAAAAACUGCUUUUUUUUCUUACGUGUACAUAAAGAUGCCAUAUGAAUCUUUAUAUGUGAAGCUAAUUUUGCAGUUUUAAUUAUUGUUAUAGUGUGACGUAUUUAUGGUGUAAAUAGAUGCUCUAUAGCUCCAACAAAUGUCUUAAGUUUCCUUUAACUUUCAUCUGGGCUUUUAUAGUUUUAAAUACAUUUUAUGCUAUACCUGUAUGAACUGAUGUUUUGUGUAAUAAAACUGAAGAAUACUUUCAUUUUUUGAUGCUAUAUAAAAGUGUGGUCAAAAGCUGUAACUGAACAACAGUUUUACACACACAUCAAACACGAUGCAUAUUGGAACAUUUGCAUAUUUAUAUCUCCUGCUUUUUAAUUUUUUUUUACUUUCUCCCAGCUACUAUUUAUUGUCACACCAGUAAGAGUGUUUGGGCUCAGCUGGGUUGAAGGAGAUUGAAAGGAUAAACUGACCUGAACUAAAUACAAGUUGGCGAUGGGAUAAUGUAGGCCAGUUUGUACAAAUAGUGUGAAACCAACAAGUGGGUCAGCUUGAGAGUCUGUGGCCAGUUUUGGCUUCAUUAGUCUUUCAUGUCGAUUUAUUGUGAAAUUGUUCAGAAUCCUGCUGCAUUGUUGGUCUACUCAGACAUAUUAUGGAGUCGUAUGUUUGCCUAGUGAAAAACAGCAGGAAAUGCUACUGAAAACAGCCCAUGCAUGCGUGCUUGUGCCUGCAUGAGAAUAAAGAAAGAUUUAAGAA